CUGACGUGUUGUUUCACUCCACGUUGAGUAAGUCGUCUGUCAACGGUGAAUAUUAUGCUGGUUUUGGUUUAAUUUUCGUAGGGAUUCAUGUACUUUUGUGUAAAUAAAUGACAUGUCUGCAUAUGACUAUAAGAAUGCACAAGUGGUAAUUUAAAAUAUUUUGUUUGUAUCUGCUCUUCAGUUUUGAUUGAAAUAAAACUAUGAUUCGUCCUCCAAGUUCUCAUGUUCCACCACCAGGAAAUCAGUCCAUGUUUCAGCCUCAGAGUGCAAACAAGCUGUCUCAGCAGAUGCAGGGCUUAAAUUUAGGACCAUCGUCACCACAGCAUCCUGGUAUGUCUAGUUAUGCAUCACAUCCAGAUAAUCAGCAAAUGGUGCCAGGCCCUCCAACUCUGAAUAAUCAGCAGUUUCCUUCACCUCUUCGUAAUAAGUCUCAAAUUUCAACUAAUGUGACUUAUAGUACUCAGCCGAAAGCUACAUAUCCAUAUUUAAAUAAUAAUCCUCCUGGAAAUGUAGGAAUUCAGCAAAAUAUGAAUAAUAACCAAUACAGUCCAAGUAAUACUUUUCCUGGUCAAGUAACUAUGUCAUCAUCGCCCAUGAGCCCCCAAGCUCAAAACGGAAAUAAAAGUCUUACCAAUCCAGUUCAAGCUUAUUCUCCUAAUCCUACAAGUAUUAACAGUCCAAAUUAUAGUAAUGGCAUAAGCAAUGGUCAUGAGGAUAGCAAGCAGCCUUGGAAUGCAGGAUUGCAAUCAUAUCAGUCUCCACAUCCAAUGCCAAAUCAAAGCAUGCCUCAGUCGUCAUCCCCUCAUCAAGGGCAAGUGCAAUAUCUUUAUGGUACUCAGAAUCGAAACUUACAGCCACAGCAGAAUGUAUCCACGAGUCCACUUACGAAUACUGGACCUCCUGUUCAACAUUAUAUGUCUCCUAACUCUGAAAUAACUCAAAGCCCUGGGCACAAUGUUAUGAAUAAUCAAUCAUUACCUCCAAUACAACCCGGCUAUCAAUAUCCUUCUCAACCAUCUAAUAUGUCAUUUCCUCCUAACAUGUCGUCACCCCCUACAUCUCCUGUUUCAUUUCCUCCUGGUCCACAGCAGUAUCAUGGAAUGCCUCCCAAUCAGCCAAGUCCACAAUUUCCAGGCAUGACUCCACAGAGUCCUAGUAAUUAUCCUUAUGGUGCUUCCAGUCAAGGCCAGCAACAACCACCAAAGAUUGACCUGGAUCAGAUGCCAAAUACUGUUCAAGUUCGCCAGGAAGAUAAGAAUUUGAGAAGUGGUUAUUAUUCAACAGAUGUCAAAGGACAGUGCCCUCCCUUAGUUACUACAAAUUUUAUUGUUCAGGAUCGAGGAAUGUGUAGUCCACGAUUCAUUAGAUCCACUGUUUAUUGUCUUCCUAAUAAUCCUGAUGUUUUAAAACAAACUGCUAUUCCGUUUGCAAUUACAGUUAGUCCACUGGCUGCUAUUCAUGAUGGAGAGAGGGAACCUCCAGCAUGUUUAUAUCGAGAGCAGGGUCCUUUAAGGUGCAAGAGGUGUAAAGCUUAUGUUUGUUCUUUUAUGACAUUUAUGGAAGGGGGAAGAUGCUUCCAGUGUGCAUUUUGCAAAGUUGUUACUGAAGUACCUCAAGAUUACUUCUGCUUUUUGGAUGGACUAGGAGAAAGAACUGACAAAUAUCAUCGUCCUGAACUUUGUUUAGGUUCUUAUGAAUUUCCAGCUACAAAAGAAUAUUGCAGGAAAGACGAGUUGCCAAAUCCACCUGCAUAUAUUUUUAUGAUUGAAGUUUCAAAUGCUACAUUUCGAAAUGGAUUGGUGCCUUUAUUUUGUGAGAAUUUAAAAAACAUUUUGCAGUGCUUACAAAAUGAUAAAAAGAAUGAUACAUCGAAACUGAGAGUUGGAUUUGUAACAUACAAUAAUGUAUUACAUUUUUACAAUCUAAAA
Molecule: messenger RNA, 1928 nt
Organism: Stegodyphus dumicola
Lineage: Eukaryota; Metazoa; Arthropoda; Arachnida; Araneae; Eresidae
Product: protein transport protein Sec24D-like
Biological process (GO): COPII-coated vesicle cargo loading; intracellular protein transport; endoplasmic reticulum to Golgi vesicle-mediated transport
Cellular component (GO): endoplasmic reticulum exit site; COPII vesicle coat
Molecular function (GO): SNARE binding; zinc ion binding
Source: RefSeq, a predicted model, not a curated record